Molecule: messenger RNA, 1017 nt
Organism: Moneuplotes crassus
Lineage: Eukaryota; Ciliophora; Spirotrichea; Euplotida; Euplotidae
Source: the annotation of a GenBank genome assembly
UUAUUGAAAUAAUAAUAAUUAACCGAUACAGAUAUGGGAGCCUCACUGGUCUAUCUCGAAUCGCCGAACAAAGAAAAACAUGUCCAGCACGGCCAAAAUGACAACUUCUCAUAUGGAGCCUGAGAAAUGCAAGGCUGGAGGCUCGGUAUGGAGGAUGCCGUUAUUGCCAACCUCGACUUUGACGAGGAUACAUCCCUCUUUGGGGUAUUUGACGGCCAUGGAGGCAAAGAAGCCUCACAGGUUGUCAAAGACAACUACGAGAGAAUUCUUAAAGAAGACUCAAACUACAAAGAUGGGGACUACCAAAAAGGCCUCUACGACAGUUUCAAAGAAACCGAUGUAUUUUUAGGAAGCAAAACUGGAAAGCAGCAAAUGAAGGCAGUCGCUGAUAGUAACCCAGAAGCUAAAAAUCCAUUGUUGAAAAUCCUCGGAGAAGAAGCCAAAGAUAAGCCAGCAGGCGAAAGAGACGAAGAAAGUUACAUGCUCGACUCCAAAGGGUGCACUGCCAACGUCGUUUUGAUCAAAGGCUCCGCCAUUUACUGCGCAAACGCAGGCGAUUCCAGAUGCGUAUUGUCCAGGGAGGGUAAAGCAGUCAAUUUGUCAGAGGACCAUAAGCCCGAAAACGAGAUCGAAAGGGAGAGAAUCAGAAAGGCCGGCUCCGAAAUCGUUGAUGGCAGAGUCGACGGCAACUUGAACUUGUCGAGGUCACUUGGCGACCUCAAACACAAGCAGAAGCCAGGCUUGACACCAGAGGAACAACCCAUUACUUGUGUUCCAGACAUCGCUGUGGACAAGAUCAAGCCCGGAGACGACUUCAUUGUCAUGGCCUGAGAUGGCAUUUGGGAAGUCAAGUCGUCGCAAGAUGUCGUUGACUUCAUAUCGGAGCGCCUCAAAAAAGACAUGAAAUUAACAGAUAUUAUUGGGGAACUUUUCGAGGACAUAAUAUCGCCUGACUAUACUGCAACACAGGGUCUUGGAUGCGACAACAUGAGCUGUAUAAUUAUCAAACUUAGAUAA